Molecule: messenger RNA, 1623 nt
Organism: Panicum hallii
Lineage: Eukaryota; Viridiplantae; Streptophyta; Magnoliopsida; Poales; Poaceae
Product: rhomboid-like protein 19
Exons: 8
Coding region: 256-1203 (315 amino acids)
Biological process (GO): retrograde vesicle-mediated transport, Golgi to endoplasmic reticulum
Cellular component (GO): Golgi apparatus; membrane
Source: RefSeq, a predicted model, not a curated record
GGGAAUGGGAAUCCAUGCAUCUGGUCAGGCCGACAGGCUCUGCCGUUCACAUUGGGAAGCAUCGAUCUGAAAUUCUGAACGUCUCCGAAACCCCAACCCAAACCACCUGCUUUGCUUGCUCGGCACUCCGCCACCGCACUGCGAUCCCGAGCGAGAAAUCCAGCAGCCAGUAGUCUCCCGAGUCGCCGGGGCGGCAAAUCGCAGCAGCGGUUGUAAGAGCGGCGCUCCGGAUCUCGUCGGGCAACGGCCGCCACCAUGAUGAGCGGCAGCUCCCCUCCGGCGCCCUCGCUUCCGGCUGGGAGUGGGAGCUUCUUCAGAGGAUACACGAAGCUGUGCAAGGGCCUCGCCGUCAUAUUGCUCCUUGUUCACUUUGUAGUCCAGCUCUUCCCGUCGGCUGUAACCUAUCUCGCGCUUAUUCCCGCAAGGACGAUCCCUUUUGCCUGGAACCUGAUAACUGCUGGCUAUGUGGAGCAAACAAUUCCGGGGGUGAUUGUCAGCAUCAUUGGUCUUCUUUUAUUUGGGAAGUUGUUAGAGCCUUUAUGGGGUUCAAAAGAAUUAUCAAAGUUCAUCUUUAUUGUGAACUUUUCAACUUCUGCAUGUGUCUUCAUAACUGCUAUUGUGCUGUACUAUAUAACUCAGCAAGAGAUCUAUCUCUACACUCCUUUUUCUGGAUUCUAUGGAGUUCUUUCAGGAUUGUUGGUGGGCAUUAAACAGCUUUUACCAGAUCAAGAGCUUAACCUUUUCGUGCUAAAGAUCAAGGCAAAGUGGAUUCCAUCUCUUGUUGCACUGAUCUCAAUUAUUGUAAGCUUCUUCAUAAAGGACUUGAUGUCUUAUCUCCCAGUUUUGCUAUUUGGCAUUUAUAUGAGUUGGAUUUACCUGCGUUACUUCCAAAAGAGACUUGAGACAGGCCUGAAAGGAGACCCAAGUGAGGAGUUCUCUUUCUCAAGCUUCUUCCCUGAAUUUCUAAGACCAAUUCUGGACCCAAUAGCAUCUAUACUCCAUAGGCUCCUUUGUGGAAGAUCCGAAAGAUCUGACGCCAGGGGACAAACUUUAGAUACCUCGCCAUUGCCUGGUUCAGAUUCAAUUGAGGCAAACAGGAGGAGAGAGAGGGGUCAACGGGCGCUGGAGCAAAGAUUAGCUGAGAAGCUGGCUGCAGUCAGAAGUUCAGAGGGCACAUCGCUGGAUGCUGCUGAUAAAGUUUGAGUCUUCUAUGCAACGAGCUGUGCAGUUUGUGAAUCCCUGGCAAUGCGUGUCCGUGUGAUUUCCUGAAGGACAGAAAGAACGAAGAACAUGUAUCUUCAGCAACCCAUGCCUCACCUUGGUUUUCAUCAUCAGUAAUUGAGAGUACCGAAGCAUUGCGCUCCAUUUUUUUCCCCAAGGUUCCUCUGUAGCCAACUAAUGAAGCACUAAGCAGUGUACCGAGCAUGGCCAUGGGCCCAUGGUGACUCGAGAAUGUGAUGUUCGUAGGACAAGAACGCUUCUAUGUUCUUUAGUUUGCUGUUUGUUUUGAAACAUUGAGGUUGAUAGUACUAGUUCACAGAAACAAAAUUAUGUACGAGUGUUUUCAGAGCUUUUGUAUCCCACUUCUAAGCUCAAGAAAACUUUAGCUUUAACCUGUCGUCA